AUGACGCAGGGUGUGGAAUACCUCCACGCCCUAUACCAGUGUCGGGAGCUCAGCGCCGCGGUCGUGCGAUUUGGAGGUCAGAAGACCCUCUCCAAUAUCGAGCGGAGCAUCGGGGCGGGGCUUGCCGCGGUGCAGGCGUGUCUCGGGGCCACUCACUAUCCUGACAUCACCAGCGACCUGACGCAAGUGGCCGACCUGGUUCUCCAGAACGUUGAGGUCGCGGACUUUGAGUUUGCAUGUGCACCAUGCCCAUUGGGCAUCCAAGUGCUGGACCGCCUGCAGGAGGCAGUGUUCGGGUACGCCAGCCUGAAGGAGGCCUUCAUGCGAUGUGUGCACCAGGCGUCCCUCUCUGAGGCACGCCAGGCGCGCGACCUGUGCGUGGCCGCCCUGUUGGACGCGCUGUCGGUCCACAACGCGCUGAGCCUGCUGAGCCUGGCGCGGUCAGCGGGGUGCGCCCCUCUGCGCCGCCGUGCGCUGCGCCUGUCCACCUCCCACUUCUCCCUGGUCACCUCGCACGACUACGCCGGCCUGGUGACCAUGUCGCACGCCCACCUGGUAGAGCUGCUGUCCGAUGACGCCGUGGCGGUGGCCUCCGAGGCCGAAGUCUUCCGCGCGCUGGCGGCCUGGAUCGAGGCCGACCGCGACGAGCGCGCCCCGGACCUGCUGGAGACGUUCAAGGCCUGCAUCCGCCUGGCGCACCUGGGCUCCGAGGACCUGACCUACGUGGAGAGCCACCCCGUCAUCCUGGCCGACAUGCGGGUGCACGCCCUGAUCGCCAACGCCUUCCUGUGCCGCCUGGUGGGCGCGCCCAUCCUCUCGCCCUUUGGCUAUUCCCUGAACAAGAAUCCGCGCGUUGGGGUGGCCGCGGCCUGCAGGGGCCGGAGCGGGGCGGCGGAGGGCAGGCGCGCCGAGGCGGAGAUCGAGUUCAGCGUGCUGUCGCCCCCAGGCUCCCCCGGCGGGAGCGUCGGGGCCGACGGCGCGACCAGCCCUGCGCGCGCCGCGGGCUCAAAGCAGGGCGGCGCCUCCGGCCCCUCGCCCAGGCGCGGCGGUCCGGGCCACCAGCCCCCUCCCGCCAGCGUCUUCGAGGCGGCGCUGUGCCGCAUGGGCCGCGGCGCCCGCGUCGACCCGCAGAGCCUGCUGCUGCGCGAGGCGGCGGCCGCCGCCGCGUCCCUGGACGUGCCGUCCCCCUCCCGCCCCGUGUCGGCACGGGGAUUGGCGGAGCCCGGCCAGCCCAGCCGCGCGCGCCGCGCCGUCGGUGGCUGCAGCGGUCAGCCCCGCCCUAGCCGGCGGUCGCUGUUUGGCAAGGCCCUGGCUCCCAUCCGGCCCGAGGACGAUGUGCCCGGCUUUGGCACCCUGGAGGACAAGUCGCCGAGCUCCGUGGGCCAGACCAGCCUCCCCGCCGCCGCCCUGGGCGCCAGCACGCACGGCCUGCUGGUCUGCGGCGGCGCCGCUGCGAUGGAGAUGCUGGUGUCGCCCACACGGCGCGUGGGCGCCAGCGUCGCCGGCGCCGCGGCGCAGGACGGCGUUGCCGUGGCUUCCCGCCGCCGGCUGGCCUACUGA
Messenger RNA from Auxenochlorella protothecoides, 1560 nucleotides. Its product is annotated as Kelch-like protein 5. The transcript has 5 exons. The coding region runs from base 1 to 1560 and encodes 519 amino acids. Lineage: Eukaryota; Viridiplantae; Chlorophyta; Trebouxiophyceae; Chlorellales; Chlorellaceae. The record is from RefSeq and is a predicted model, not a curated record.